Messenger RNA from Aphis gossypii (cotton aphid), 1271 nucleotides. RefSeq lists its product as uncharacterized. Bases 282 to 956 code for a protein of 224 amino acids. The record is from RefSeq and is a predicted model, not a curated record. The transcript has 2 exons. Lineage: Eukaryota; Metazoa; Arthropoda; Insecta; Hemiptera; Aphididae.
UGCACAUACCUGCUUCUAUAGUGCUCUAAAAACGUAUAAUAGCAGGCUGAUAAUAAAGAAACAAAACAAACUUCAGUUUUCAACUGUGCCAGUUGGGAUUUGAGACAUUUGUUAAAUCGACCGCCCGAUAAAAUACUAUCAUAACACUACAAUUUUAUGUGAUUUAUUUGGUACACCGUACAAAUUUUGUUUCUUCAGGAGUGAGAACAUACUAAACCUUGAACGUGGAAGCAUAACAUCUCUUUUCUCCACGUGAAUUGUUUAUUAAAAAAACAUCCACGAUGACGUCAAAUGAUCAAAGAAUUUCUGUUGUACCUAGUCUGAUGAAGUGGUCUUACCAUGCCUGUAACAAAGUCCAGCGAAACAAGUAUAACGGGAUGGACGUUCCGGUCGUCGACUUGAGGGAUUGCUGCAAAUCGGUUUUCCAAUUCAUAAAAUUGAACAGGAAUAAAUUUAAUGAUCCACAAAACAAUAGACCGUUUUCAAUGGUGCAUUUCUCCACGCGAAAAAAAUUAUUAAAAAUCAUAAUCAAUAAGGCCCCAUUAUACGGGCACGUCGAUUGUCUGAGUUUCGCUUUGGAGAUUAAAGUUCCAUGGUUCCUACACCCAUGGCUUAAAGCGGAUGAAGCUUGCGCUCAGGCCGCUAGCAGAGGACACCUGGAAUGUUUAAAGUAUGCAGAUGAAAUGGGAUGUCGCUGGGACUCAGAAACGUGUGAAAAGGCCGCAGAGGGUGGACACCUGAAUUGUCUAAGGUACGCCCAUGAAAAUGGAUGUCCCUGGAGCUAUAAAACGUGUGAAAAGGCUGCAGGGAGUGGACAUCUUGACUGUCUAAAGUAUGCACAUGAAAAUGGUUGCCUGUGGGACUCAAGUACGUGCGCAAAGGCUGCAGAAGGUGGACACGUCGACUGUCUAAGGUAUGCACUCGAAAAUGGCUGUCCACAGGACUCAGAAACGUGAGUAAAGACCAUAGAGGGUGGACACCUUAGCUGUCAAAGAAAAACGAGAUCUACAGCUAUCCUACAUGGAUAUCUGAGCUCUUCGAGGUGUGCACUUAAUAAUAGAUUGCCGUAGAGUAAACGAACGACAGAAAUAGCUGACGAACAUGCGGAAAUUUGGACUGUUCCUCACCAUAGACUUUUGAAAUGUGUAUACACAUUUUUUUUGCAAGCAUUUUAUAUACAUACAUGCAUGAUAUAUUAUAGAUGAUUCUGUCUUUUACCUGGUAUUGUAUUUAUUGAAUUUCUUUUAAAUAUAAUUUUAGAUUUGCCUAUA